ACGUAGAGCUGUUUACACUGAGCAGCCAAUCAGCGGCGGACUGAGUAGAGGCCAUGUUGUGUCGCUUCCUGGAAGUUUAGAGAAGGAGCCACAGAGAGACUCGACGACCGGAGAAGAAGUCACGAUCAGACUGUGAGCCUCAGGAUGAACAUGAGCAGAUUGGUGCUGCAGAGAGGAUUCAGACCUCUGCUGCCCGGCGCCUCCUCCACGUUUUAUUUUGAUGUCCAUGAACUGUACUGAUCAUUGACUGCAAAUAAACAUGGACGACAUGACAGUUCCCACAAAGUGUGUCGAUCACCACCUGGUGGCUGGCUGCAGUAAAGGUCAUAAACUCGACCAUCUCCAUGUUAGUGGAUGGGCCACGGACGAAUCAAAAAAGUCAUGUUGUCUCAGGUGCAGAGCUGCCUGCUCUCCACACAGCCGGUGCCUGCAGCCCGGCUGCCCUGCAGAGUGAAGGUGUCUGCUGGGAAACGCUACGCCUGGUGUGCCUGUGGACACAGUAAGAAACAGCCUUUCUGUGAUGGAGCUCACAGGACGGCUGCACCCAGCAUCUCUCCUCUGCGUUUCACCCCUGACAAAGACAGGACGCUCAUGCUUUGCGCCUGUAAGCAGACUAAAAACGCACCGUACUGUGAUGGCUCACACUUCAAGCUCAUCUUCCAGGAUCUGGUGAAGUGGGUGAAAGGUGUGGUUAAAUGAGCGGCAGUCCACGUGUGUUUCCCUGUGAAGAAAUCAAAUGUUUGACUCAACAGGAUCAUGUAAUUCACUGAGUUAUCAGGGUAAAACUCAUUAUUGUUGAUAUUAUGUAUGCCAUUAUUUUGUUGGGGAGAUGUGACAGUAAGAUAUUAAACUGAUAUUGGAGCAGCUUUGGCUCAUGGAUUAGCGCAGCCGUCCUCUAACAAGAAGUUUGGCGGAUCGAUCCCAGUGUCCUUGGGCAAGAUGUAAAAUUGUACUGUAAACGCUUUGAGUGGUCAUCCGAGCUAGACAAGCAUGAAGAACAUUUACCAUAUCUUCCACUGAUUUAUCAUCUUCUGAAAUUGCAUUUUUAUUACGUAUUUUGUUUAUUAUUAUACAAAUGUACAAUAUAUGUGUAUAAAGCUGUUGGUGUGUCCGUGAUAACGCUGUUGAUGCUGAAGCAGUGACCGUCACCUUGAAUAGGAACACUUAUGUCAUCAGUCCCACAUUAUCCUUUCAUAAAGACCUGACACACUGUAUCCCUAUUUCCAAAAUAUAUUAAAGGAAUAUUUAUCAAAAAUG
Pleuronectes platessa (European plaice) is the source of this 1257-nucleotide messenger RNA. RefSeq names its product CDGSH iron-sulfur domain-containing protein 3, mitochondrial. The transcript is spliced from 4 exons. The record is from RefSeq and is a predicted model, not a curated record. Bases 355 to 699 code for a protein of 114 amino acids. Gene Ontology annotation, cellular component: intracellular membrane-bounded organelle. Lineage: Eukaryota; Metazoa; Chordata; Actinopteri; Pleuronectiformes; Pleuronectidae. Gene Ontology annotation, molecular function: 2 iron, 2 sulfur cluster binding.